Molecule: messenger RNA, 1214 nt
Organism: Drosophila rhopaloa
Lineage: Eukaryota; Metazoa; Arthropoda; Insecta; Diptera; Drosophilidae
Gene: Gpdh2
Product: glycerol-3-phosphate dehydrogenase [NAD(+)], cytoplasmic
Exons: 7
Coding region: 71-1147 (358 amino acids)
Biological process (GO): carbohydrate metabolic process; glycerol-3-phosphate catabolic process
Cellular component (GO): cytosol; glycerol-3-phosphate dehydrogenase (FAD) complex
Molecular function (GO): protein homodimerization activity; glycerol-3-phosphate dehydrogenase [NAD(P)+] activity; NAD binding
Source: RefSeq, a predicted model, not a curated record
GUCACUACAACUACACAAUAAACAAAACAAAAACAAUAAUAAAAUUACGUAUAAUAGUUAGCUAAAGAAGAUGGACAAAAUAAUGAUUUGCAUCAUUGGAUCGGGCAACUGGGCAACGACUAUAGCUCGGAAUGUGGGCAGAAAUGUGAUAAAUUCGCAAACACUUGAUGAAAGGGUGCCCAUGUAUGUGUACGAGGAAAUAUUUGAAGGUCGUAAGCUCACCGAAAUUAUUAACACCACCCACAUAAAUGCCAAGUAUAUGCCGAACUUUGAACUACCGCCAAACAUUGUGGCCGUUGAUGACAUUGUGGCCACGGCUAGGGAUGCCGAUAUUAUAAUAUUCGCCAUUCCGCCGACUUUCGUCAGCAGCUGUUGCAAAACUCUAUUGGGAAAAGUCAAGCCCACGGCCCAUGCCGUUUCUCUGAUCAAGGGAUUCGAACGCGGCGAUGAUGGGCAGUUCGUCCUGAUAUCCCAAAUAAUUAUGCGGCAGCUAAAGAUUCCAUGUUCAGUCCUGGUGGGUUGUAACUUGGCCCACGAGAUAGCUCACGAUCACUUUGCCGAGGGAACAGUAGGCUGUCGCGAUCAGAAGUAUUAUCGAGUGCUGCACGACAUCUUCAAGUCACCCACAUUUCGUGUGGUGGUCACCGAGGAUGCAGACUGUGUGGAGAUCUGCUCCACUUUGAGGAACAUAAUUGCUUUUGCGGCUGGCUGUUCAGAUGGAAUGGAUCUAAAUGAAAACACCAAAGGCGGGAUUAUUCGGAGGGGAUUUCUGGAGAUGCUUCAAUUCGUGGAUGUUUUUUAUCCGGGUUGCCGAAUGGGAACCUUUUUUGAGUCCUGCGGAAUAUCCGAUUUGGUCACCAGCUGUUAUGCCAAUCGCAAUCGCAAGUUGGCAGAAGCAUUUGUGAGGACAGGUAAGCCUCUAAGUGAACUGGAGCACAUCCUUAUACCAGGACAUGAGCCACUCGGUCCAGUGACGGCUGAACUAGUGCAUCACAUGCUCAAAAAGAAGGGCUUGGAGGACAAAUUUCCGCUUUUCACCACUGUUUACAGGAUCUGCACUGGGGACUAUCCGCUGCACCGCCUAAUGGAAACUCUGAUUAAAGCACGCGAGGACAUCUUUCACCCGCUUCAUACUUUCCAGCUCUGAGGGGCUCCUUUCAAUGUUAAAUAAGAUUUAAAUAAAACAGAUUCGGAACCAGAAUGCAACCAAACAA